GGGCAUUGGCCGCCAUGGAGGCUGCAGACGCUGCUGAUCUUGCAGCUGCACCUGCUGCCGAAGCAGCUCAUCCUGCCGGCUCCUGCUGCCGAAGCAGCCCACCCUGCUGCAGCAGCCCCUGCUGUGGCAGAAGCUGCCCAUGCUGCCAAAGCACCUGUUGGUCCUCCUGAUGGCGCGCCAUUGAUUGAGGACUACAAUGAGGCGGAGCAUGGAGAUGAUGCAGAUGAGCUGGUGGUGGAAGGGAGAUUGGUGCACCAAUCUGAAAUUGGCUUUGUCCCUGCAGCCCAAGCUGCCCAAUCUGCUACUCUCCAGCGCCAGCGAAUGGAUAUCGCAGAGAGCGUGAGGCAAGCUGUUGGCAGCACCUUUGGCUUGCGAAUGGAAGGUCUGCUGCUGGGCCAGGAAGAAAUCAAGCACCAUGCUGUGGCUGGCACCCAUGCCCCUGCAAUUUUCAAUGAAGUCUACGACACGUCCAAAGAUUUCUCAUGGGCAAUGUUCGGAUUUAACACCAUGGUGUUGAGUUUCUUCCCUGGUGCUGACAAGAACACUAUGUCCAUGCCCGUCG
Messenger RNA from Cladocopium goreaui, 562 nucleotides. The record is from the annotation of a GenBank genome assembly. Lineage: Eukaryota; Dinophyceae; Suessiales; Symbiodiniaceae.